Molecule: messenger RNA, 1344 nt
Organism: Portunus trituberculatus (swimming crab)
Lineage: Eukaryota; Metazoa; Arthropoda; Malacostraca; Decapoda; Portunidae
Exons: 2
Coding region: 1-1296 (431 amino acids)
Biological process (GO): regulation of transcription by RNA polymerase II
Cellular component (GO): transcription regulator complex; nucleus
Source: RefSeq, a predicted model, not a curated record
AUGGGCAAGAGGUCACCGACCAAGAAACCAGCACGGGCCCGCGGCCGUGGUCGCAAGACACCCACACUGUCACCUUCACCUCUAGUUUCGGACGUCUUGGGUGAUAGAGAUGGGCGUGACUCAUCUUCGCCACCGCGAAGAGAUGCCUCCCCUGCAGGCUCCACCGCAUCCUCUGCUGCAUCGAUCUCUACUCUACAACCACAUGAUAUGAAAAAGAGAGCCAAGAAGACUCAGUUUUGUUUGGAUCCUGAAGAAGAACAGAUAAUGUGUGACUUUGUGAGAGAAAAUGACAUACUGUGGAAUGUAAAGAAGACUGACUACAGACGUGUUGACAAGAAAACCAAAUUAUGGGAAGAUCAGGCUAAAAUUAUGGGAAAAACAGUGGAUCAUCUGCAAGGGUGGUUUCGCUCCCUGAGGGAUGCCCACACACGUCUUCAGAAGAAGAGUGGGGAUGGAACGCCAGACUUCACAGAGAGAGAGCAAUGGAUAUUGCAAAGUUUCGAGUUCUUGAGGGCAGUUGUCAAACAUCGGCCAGAGCGAAUUAAGAGUGUCAAGGCAACAAUUGUGGCUCAUCGAGGCAACCUAGAAGCAGCCGAGGAGGCCUGCGCCGACCUUCCUGCAGAAAACGGAUCACCCUACCCAGGUUCCUCGUCCUCUUCCCAGCAAAAGGGGAGGUGUGGCCAGGAGGAGGACGACAUUCUCCUGUCCCUUCAGAAGAGGGUAAAGGAGUCGGGAGAGCUCCUGCAGGCUCUUGCAAACCCCAGGGAAUCCAUAACGGAAACUGCAGCAUUCGCCAAUUAUGUCAGGGACAGCCUCAUAACUAUGCCAAAGCGGAAGUUCAAGAAAGCCCGCACACAGAUCAACGCCAUAUUGACCCAUUUGAUGAGUGAAGACAGUGACGAGGAAGUGCAUACAAUCCGCACGAAUGCUGUGCCUGCUUCUGGUGUUGUGCAGCAUCCUUCAGCCCCACCCACAGCUUCCACAAGCUACAAAACACCAUCGGAGCUCUGUCAACCCCCUCCACACAUGUGGACGCCUCAGCCUCCUGCAGCAUCGGUCUUGGGGUCACAGACGGCCGAUUAUGUCCAUCAGUAUCUCCAGCAGCCUCUAGAACCGCAAGUUCAGCAGAAGCAGUCUCAAGAUACCCAGCAGAGUCCCAGCGGAACGGCCACUAGCAGUCACAGUUUUGGUAACCUUUCAGGGCUGUCUGCGGUGCUUGACUUAUCUGGCCUUGAUGGUACAAGCAGCCCCAGUGAGCACCCUAGUGUGGAAAUCAGUACCCCUCAACACCCAUGAGAGAACUAGUGACAGUUUUGUGCCAUAGACAGUACUCAUAUUUGUCAU